Molecule: messenger RNA, 2092 nt
Organism: Hippocampus zosterae (dwarf seahorse)
Lineage: Eukaryota; Metazoa; Chordata; Actinopteri; Syngnathiformes; Syngnathidae
Product: AN1-type zinc finger protein 3-like
Exons: 6
Coding region: 277-1053 (258 amino acids)
Molecular function (GO): zinc ion binding; DNA binding
Source: RefSeq, a predicted model, not a curated record
AUCGGCCCAGGAAUCCCCGGUGGUUCCGUCCGUCAUCGGCUUUGACGGCUCCCAUGUUUUACUCUCUCUUCAGGCUGUUUUAAUCCACCAGACUUUGUGGCCGCUCGUGUCGGCAAAUUGCUCCACGUCCGUCGAAAUUCGAAAAAAAGGAUUAUCUCGUCCACCCACCGCGUUUUCUGUGAAACCAGACGGGGGGAUCUAUAGACGAAUUGAAAGGCCCUCGCUCCAUCCCCGGAUUCACCUGCUACACAGAGAGCCUCAACACGGAAGACCGACAUGGGGGACACCGGGAGCGAGGGCAGCAAGCCCCCGAGUAACGUCAAUGUCGUACCGCCGCGUUGUCCCUGCGGCUUCUGGGGGUCCAGCAAAACGAUGAACCUAUGCUCCAAAUGUUUUGCAGACAUUCAGAAGAAACAGCCAGAUGGUGCCUCAAAAGCCUCUUCAACUCCCAGCUGUAGCAACAGUAGCAGUCAAGCAGACGUGUUCUGCAGUGAAACAACUAAAGGCAUCAGUCAGUCCUUCAUAGCCAUGUCAGACCCCUCAGAGGAUCCUUUGCCAGGAGAUGCAGCAGUGACCUCUCUACCUGCUCAGGACGAAGUAUGCAGCACAGACACAGCCUUCAGCUCACUCUCCACUCCUACAAAACGCUCCUUUGAAUCAGUCUCUGAGUCAGAAAGUGACAGUUCUCCUGAGAAGCGAGCGAGAGUGGGUGAAAUGCCCGGGCCUGAGGAGUCGUCGUCAUCAUCAUCAUCAUCGUCGUCGUCGUCAUCUUGUUCUGCGUCAUCGUCAUCCUCUGCGUCGUCUCGCGGCGGCUCCAAACAGCGGAGCCGCAAGCGUUGCCAUCGCUGCCAAACCAAACUGGAGCUUGUGCAACAAGAGCUGGGCUCCUGUCGCUGUGGUUAUGUCUUCUGUAUGCUCCAUCGGCUCCCGGAGCAACACGACUGUCUUUUUGAUCACCUGGGCAGCGGGCGCCAGGAGGCCGUCCUCAAAAUGGUCAAACUGGACCGCAAAGUGGGCCGCUCCUGCCAGCGCAUUGGAGAGGAGUGCUCAUGAGCACCGCCCCCCAAGAGAGAAUCUCGACACAAAAGCCCUUGCAGGGAUUGCUUUUUUUUCCCCUCUCUCUUUUCUUUUUUUGUACAGCCUAUUCAUUGAAAAGGAUGCUCGCUCUCUUUAAAUCCCAUUUAUCCGCACUCAUCCCAGACUUUUUGUGCUUCUGUCAGCUUGAUUGUUUCCCUGCUGCUAAACACAACUCCAAUUCACCAAUGAGAACCAGAGAGAGCAAAAGGACUUUGGGACUUUUCAAUUCUUUUUUUUUUUUCCUUCCCUUUCCCCGACUUUACACGUGUGAGUGGACUAACAAAUGAGCAGAAGCAUUAAGAAGACAAGCACGCUUGAUUCCAAGGUUUGUCCAGGAAGCCAGUUAAUGAUGAUACCUCAAAGAAAAGAAAAUACGAUGAUGAAGGAGACAAUGCGAGUUUUUAGUCUCCGUACCUCAACAAGAAAUUAUCCACAACUGCAAGACAUAAAACCAUGGGACCCAGUGUCUUCGCCACCUCGAAUAAUCGUUACCAAGCUGGUUAUUAUCCACCUCAGGAUAUGGAUGCCUCUUCCCUCCAAGCUCCUCUCUCUGCAUUUUCAUCAAGGAUUUUGGUCUUGGCAGGACACCCAAUCUGCAACUCUUGAGUUUAACUCAAACGCCAUUCGGCUGAAUAUUUAGUCAUGCAGUCAUCUUUGAUUUGUGUUUUUUUUUUUUUGACUGAUCAAGACUUAACGUGUUGGUGUCCAAUGAAAAUCAUGCAUCAGUUUUUUGUUUUUAAGGCAAAGGGGGUGGGGUGACUAAAUAAAUCGAAAUAUUUGAAAAUGCAUGGUUUUCAUUGGACAGCGGUGACAUUUCCCUUCAUUUUUGUUUAUUAUUUUUUUAACCUUCACAUCAUGUAUACGCAUGUUUGGGUGUUUGAUGACAGCCUGCAUUGUACAUCCAUUUUGAGCAUUUUGACACUUUUGUAAAUACACGUGUUGCCGUUUGUUUCUGCGCUAUGUGGACAGAAGCUGAGCUGUUUUGACUUGGUGGUUCAGCUUUUUUUUUUUUUUU